Molecule: messenger RNA, 2058 nt
Organism: Petromyzon marinus (sea lamprey)
Lineage: Eukaryota; Metazoa; Chordata; Hyperoartia; Petromyzontiformes; Petromyzontidae
Product: toll-like receptor 13
Biological process (GO): signal transduction
Cellular component (GO): plasma membrane
Molecular function (GO): signaling receptor activity; protein binding
Source: RefSeq, a predicted model, not a curated record
AUGGAGGAGGUCGAGCGCGGGGCGCUGGGUGGGCUACCGGCGCUGCGCGAGGUCUACCUGGGCGCCAACAGCCUCUCCACGUUCCCUGCCUCCGCGUUCGCCCCCCCGCUGCCCGCUCCCGCCCCCACCGCUGCCAGCGUCCUCAUCGACGGCGACAGUGACAACACCGUUGGCGACGUUGGCGACGCCGGUAGCUGCGACGUCGCGAACGCCGACGUCAGUGUCAGGAGCGGUGGCAGCGGCAGCAGCGGCGUCGCCACCUUGGACCUCGGCUCCAAUUCGAUCUCCUUGCUCCACACCGAUGACCUCCGGUGGCUGCUGGAACUGAGGACCCUGAACCUUUCCAAGAACCAAAUCACCGAGGUGUCCUCGGGCUUCCUGCGCGGUCCCCGUCGCCUCCGGCGCCUGCUCAUGUCCGCCAAUCGGCUCAUGAGCGUGGCCGGCAUCUUCCCCGAGGACCUGGGCCUCCUAGAGGCCCUCGACCUGCGCAGCAAUUAUCUGUCCAAGCUGCCGGCGGGAAACUUCGCCAACCUCACCUCGCUCCUGUUGCUCAACGUUGCCGACAACCAGAUCGCGGAGGCGGAGGACGGCGCGUUCGACGGCCUCGCCUCCCUAGGCCGCUUCGACCUGGGCGGCAAUAAGCUGGGCCUGCAGCCCCUGGGACCGCGGGCGUUCGAGGGCCUCGUCAACCUCACCAACCUGGAGUUCAACAACAACUACCUGCACUACGCGUCCGCGGGCGCCGUCCGCAGCCCGCUGUUCGCUCCCCUCCGCAGCCUCACCCACCUCUUCCUCAACAGCCAGCGCAGGGACAGCAUGGUCAACUUCCCAUCCAACUUCCUGGAGGGCCUGGCCACCCUGCAGGAGCUCCACGCCGGGGAGCUCUACCUGUCGGUGCUGGACGCCGGCACGUUCCUGCCGACGCCCAACCUGCGCUGCCUGGACUUGGGCUCCAACCCGCUGUGCGGCGUGGAGCCGGCGCUGCUGCGGCCAGUGCCGCUCCUCGACGAGCUGCACCUGCGCGGCGUCCGCCUGGACGACGUCGCCUUCCUGUCCUGGCUCAACCUGAGCCUCCUGCGGGUGCUACGCGUGAGCAACAACCGCGUCGGCGAGGUGUCCGCCGCCGAGCUCGGGGCGCUGCCGCGCCUGCAGCUGCUCGACGUCGUGGGCAACCCCCUCUCCUGCGGCUGUGACAACGCAUGGCUGCGCGACUUCCUGCUAAACUCGAGCCGCGUGCAAGCGCCGGGGCUGUGGCGCGUCCGCUGCGGGUUCCCGCUGUCCCGGCGCGGCGAGCUCUUCGUGCGUUUCGACGCGAGCCAGUGCCGCGACCGCUCCAGGCCGCUGCUCUUCGCCUGCUGCUCGUGCGCCGUCGCCCUCGUCAUGCUCACCGCCACCGUCUUCAGGUUCUGGCGCUGGCACCUGCUCUACGGGUACCACCUGCUCGCCGCUUGGCUCGGGGAGCGUGGGAGGCCUGCGCGGCAGCCCGGCCCGAUACGCUACGACGCGUUCGUGUCCUACAACAGCGACGACGAAGAGUGGGUCGCGCACCAGCUGCUACCGCAACUCGAGGGCGCCGGCAUGCGCCUCUGUCUGCACCACCGCGACUUCGUGCCGGGCAAGGACAUCGUGGACAACAUCAUGGACGGCAUCUACGCGAGCCGGCGCACGCUGUGCGUCGUGACGCGGAGCUACCUGCGCAGCGAGUGGUGCUCCAAGGAGCUGCAGGUGGCAGCGUUCCGUCUCUUCGAGGAGAACCAGGACGUCCUCGUGCUCCUCUUCCUCGAGCAUAUCCCUCACAACGAGCUGUCCGCCUACUUCCGCAUGCGCCGCACCAUCCGCUCGCGCACCUACAUCACCUGGCCCGGCGCCCGGGAAGACUCGUUCGCCCGGCGGGGCCGGCGGGGCCGCUCGGUGGCCCCCGCGGGGUCGGAGGGCGCCUGCAAGCUCUUCUGGCACCGCGUGGUCGGCGCGCUAGGGCCCGGGGGGCGCGGGGACGAGGGGUGCGGGGUCGCAGAGGAAGGAGGUCCGCUGGGAGCCCUGCUGGUGCACGCCUGCUGA